GGUGUGGAGCUGUGAAUGGCUGAGGGGAGGAGAGAGGGACAGGCAGCUGAAGCUCUGCUGCUGGAGGAGAACACAGACCGGAGCGCAGCCCGAUGGAGCAGCAGCAGCUCUUCGCCUCGCACGGCUCCUCUUUCAUCAUGUUCAAAUACUUUUAGAAAGAAUUUUCCAAAUCAACGAGGAAUUAAAGACUUCAAGGAGAUGAUGGAUUCUUUACAGCUGAUUUAUCUUCUGCUGCUUUAUGGAUCUCUCCCAAAAGUGCUUUCAGUGCAGAUGUGUGAUGUGGUGAAUGAAAUAGAGCAGGAGAAGGAGCGCUGUGAAAAUAGCACCUCUGGGAACGUCACUUCAGGUUGCCAGGGGAUGUGGGACAUCAUCGCCUGUUGGCCGUCAGCCAGAGUUGGAGAAGUGGUGACGAUAACCUGCCCCACAUAUUUCAGUUACUUCAGCGACCAGCAGAGAGGUAACCUCUCUAAAACCUGCACAGCAGACGGCUGGACUGAGAUGCAUCCUAUUGACAUCGCUGUGAACUGUGGAUACAAUCUGAACAGCACCAGCGAUGAUGGAAAGUUUUUCUGGCAGGUGAAGAUUGGCUACACCAUCGGUCACAGUGUUUCACUCAUCUCUCUCAUCUCUGCUAUUGUGAUUCUUUGCAUCUUCAGAAAACUCCACUGCACAAGGAACUACAUCCACAUGCACCUGUUUGUGUCGUUCAUCCUGAAGGCAAUCGCGGUGUUCAUCAAGGAUGUGGUUCUGUAUGAGGUCGGGGAGGUAGACAACUGCUCUCCAGGAUCUGUUGGCUGCAAAGCAGUGAUUGUGUUCUUUCAGUACUGUAUUAUGGCCAAUUUCUUCUGGCUGCUGGUGGAAGGUCUUUAUCUUCACGCACUGCUGGCCGUCUCUUUCUUCUCCGAGAGGAAAUACUUCUGGGCUUACAUUCUCAUCGGCUGGGGUGGUCCAGCAGUUUUCAUCACAGCGUGGAGCAUUGCUAAAGCCUACUAUAAUGAUGUGGGGUGCUGGGACAUAAUCGAAAAUACUGACAUGUUCUGGUGGAUCAUUAAAACCCCCAUUUUAGCUUCUAUCAUGAUGAACUUUGUUCUUUUCAUCUGCAUCAUCCGAAUCCUUCGCCAGAAGAUCAACUGCCCGGACAUUGGACGAAAUGAGUCCAACCAAUAUUUGAGACUCGCAAAAUCAACGCUACUCCUGAUUCCUCUGUUUGGCGUCAAUUUUAUCGUGUUUGCUUUCAUCCCAGAGCAAGUGAAGACUGAGCUACGACUGAUUUUUGACUUGAUCCUGGGAUCAUUUCAGGGCUUCGUGGUUGCUGUCCUGUACUGCUUCCUCAACGCUGAGGUGCAAGGUGAGAUCAAGAGGAAGUGGAGGAGGUGGCACCUGCAGAGGUACAUGGGCUCAGACACCAAAUACCAACACCCGUCCAUCGGCAGCAGCAACAACUUCAGCACCCAAAUCACGAUGUUGACGCGAUGCAGCCCCAAAAUGCGGCGUGGUUCAUCCUCCUGCCACGAUGACCUGUCCUGCAUAUGACUCGCCACAACGACGACACACAAAAACAUCUAUUCCAUGAGUGCAUCAUAGAGGAACACCCACCUGUUCCUAAGUGUUGUAAGCACCUCACAAGCAACACGUUGACCAAUCUGAAAAAAUCACUGUUGGAAUAUAAUUUCUUAUCACUUGCUAAAUUGUUAAUGGGUUGCCUGUUUGCUCACAUGCAGGACGAAGCGACAUGAUGCCCAUUAGCGCGGUUAAACGAGUGAACCGAACGUGAACCGCACCAGCAAACACAUGAUUAGAUGUAAUUAUGAGCUGAUUAAAAAGUGGAUUCCAAACGAGCCGCAGCCAUUAGUGCAAACCUAUUUUGCAUGUGUUUGAUUAUUGAUUAUCUGCAGUGAGGGGAAAAAACAUUUUAAAAUCUCACCUCUUCAAAAUAAAGAGACCGAAGCUUCCGACGGGACGACCAUGUGACGGGUCUGGAGCACAGAUGCCUUUCUCUGCACUAAUCAUCCACUCCCUAAUCAAAUCCACACUCGUGUUUACGUCAGGCACUUCGGUGUAUUUUGUUUAUCACUGAUCAGUGCCUGGUUUCAGUUUAACCCUGGGCUGCACCGUGACACACCUUUACCCAGCUCAGCCUUUGAAUGUUUACAUUUACUUGGGAAGAGUAACAAACUGAUGUACAGUGUAUAUAAAACGAGUUAAUAUAGACGUUUGUGCCAUUUGGAUGACAUUGUUACUGCAAUAACAGAAACCAGUCUCUGAUUGCUGUUUAGGGAGGUGUGAAUGUAGAAAAGAGGUGUGUUUCCACUACAAAAACUUCAGGGUAGAUUUACAGGAACCUCCCGACAUGCAUGUCUCCACCUGACCGGUCGUUUUCUGGAACCUUCUGAGCACCUGCUCUGAAGUAGGUACUCCGAACGGCCCGGUGGAGUAGCUAAGCGGAACCUCCGCUUAAUUUACACUGAUUGGUUGUAAGUCAGUAGGAAAUGACAUCAGCAGAUGUCCAAAACAACCGGAAGCAGUGAAACUAGAAAAGUAGGAGGUGAAGCAGAAUGGAAGAGAAAAAAAAAAGCAUCAAUCAUGUUUAAAAUCGAACUCCUGACACCAGAAACCUCAGUGGGACUCCCCCACAGCUGUUGGAAAAAAUGGGGCUUGUCUCACAAAACUCAGAGCUGUUCUUGUCCUGUGAACAGAUUACAUUAUGAUAUAUUUCUAUAAAAUAAAUGCUUUUAAUAUUAUUAAUGUUACUCUGGGCACUUUUUGGGGCUGAUCAGUGACAUCACUCACUGCCAAAGCAGUCGUGAUGCUGACGUCUGUGCUGGUUCUGAAAGGGUUUAAUUUGAAUGGUGGCACAGCAGCUGAGAGGACUGGGACAUCCUAUCUCCUGAUCAAAAUCCUCAUCCCAGGAACUACCCUGGAGUUCAGGUAAUGGAAACAUGCCUAAGCUCUCUUAAAAAACUAGUGUAGUGUUCAAAAAUAAACCUCAAGGAGAUUUUCCCAGAAGACGAUAAAAAGAAGGGACACCCUUUUUCAAUGUUGAGGUUUUAAAUUGAAAUUAUCUUGUCUUUUCCAGCCUCUACGAAUAAUUAAUCUAAUCUCACUUGGAAAUAAUCAUGUAGAAGUUUGGACUGACUGGGCCAUUGCAUCAUCUGUUCUGCUGUAGAUUUCCUGUUAGAUUGGCGAUCAUCUUCUUGUUUAAAAGUCAGAAUUCUGAGAAAAAAGUAAGAAUUCUCUUUCUUUUCUUUUUGUUUCUUGUCAGUGGCUGUAAUCCUCUUCCGUACAGAGUAGAAAUAAAUAAAUUAAAUGUAGAGCACAAAAGUCUCAAUACUAAUAAACCCCCCACUCCAAACGGUCGGCGAAUUAUCCGCUCCCAACCCCAUGACCCCGUCUCACUCUUUGAAAUGUUCAAAAGUUGGCAGCCCUGUUAUUGUUCUGAACCCCACAUAAAAAGACUCUGCAAGUUACUUUUCCUUACUUACACUAAAUUAAAAAUGGCCACAUUAGUUAUUCAUAAAGAGCUGAAAUCCUGUUAUUCUAAAUCAAUGUUUGUUUAUCAGUGCUGUGAAGAUUUACCGGUUUCAUCUUUGUCUCUUGGUGUUAGAAAUAUUAAUUGUAUCAAAUGCUAAAAUAUCUUCACACCUUUCAUAUGGAUACAUGUAAAUAACUGUAACUUUAAAAUGUUUGUAUAAACUGAUGGUGUACAUACUAAUAGAUGUUGGGACUUACUGUUACAGUAUUUUGAUACUGAUGUAACAUUAAACAGGGAUAAAAAAUCAACAAACAUUGUGCACUUAAAUGAAAUGUGUGUAUUGAUUUAUUGAUUUGCUAAGUGGAUGUUGUCCUUUGUGUGUGUCUAAAAUAAGAUAUGUAACACUUGCCUGAUGUGUUCUUUUGUCAAUUGUUUGUUGUCUCCUGAAGCCUAUCUGAAAUGUGUGUUGUACAAAUAUUUCUAUUUAAAAAUUCAUAUUUGA
This is a messenger RNA of Nothobranchius furzeri (turquoise killifish), 3974 nucleotides long. It is a transcript of the gene vipr1b, whose product is annotated as vasoactive intestinal peptide receptor 1b. The record is from RefSeq and is a predicted model, not a curated record. Gene Ontology annotation, biological process: cell surface receptor signaling pathway; adenylate cyclase-modulating G protein-coupled receptor signaling pathway. Gene Ontology annotation, cellular component: plasma membrane. Lineage: Eukaryota; Metazoa; Chordata; Actinopteri; Cyprinodontiformes; Nothobranchiidae. Gene Ontology annotation, molecular function: peptide hormone binding; vasoactive intestinal polypeptide receptor activity; G protein-coupled peptide receptor activity.